Chelmon rostratus (copperband butterflyfish) is the source of this 2791-nucleotide messenger RNA. It is a transcript of the gene arhgap25, whose product is annotated as Rho GTPase activating protein 25. Gene Ontology annotation, molecular function: GTPase activator activity. Bases 304 to 2166 code for a protein of 620 amino acids. The record is from RefSeq and is a predicted model, not a curated record. The transcript is spliced from 11 exons. Gene Ontology annotation, cellular component: phagocytic cup. Gene Ontology annotation, biological process: actin filament organization; activation of GTPase activity; signal transduction. Lineage: Eukaryota; Metazoa; Chordata; Actinopteri; Chaetodontiformes; Chaetodontidae.
ACUUGAAAACUCCCCACUACAUGAAGCCCUGGAGCCCUGCACCUUUCCGUGAAUCAGCUUGGAAGCCGUUCACGCCGUGCUGCAUCAGAACAAGUAUGAACAUGGAAGUAAAAGCAACAUGAGGGGACGCGUUUUGAAGGGCUGAAAGAAGAAGACAGAUUAACACACAGGAAGUAGGAAGUGUGAUCUGCGUUAUCUCCACUUUGUGUGUGUUUGAGUGUGUGUGUGUAUGUGUGUGUGUAUGUGCUCUGGUGGGGUGCAUGUGUGAAAUGAAACACUGACCUGUGCUAUGAGUUAAGGACGAUGUCUCUGAAACUACCUCGCAACUGGGACUUCAGCACCUUCAAGGCUGAGACAGCUCGGAUAGCUCGAUCCAAGAGUGUGAUACCUGGAGAGGGAGGCCCCGGGACGGGCUCGCCGCGCUCCUCCAGGUCCAUGGAGAGGCCGCUGAAGGCUGGCUGGCUCAAGAAACAGCAGAGGUCUCUAGUCAAGAACUGGCAGCAGCGUUACUUUGUGCUGAGAGGAAGCACUCUCACUUACCACAAAGAUGAUAAGGAGACCACUGUCCAGGGCGUCAUCCAGCUGCGUUUCAGUAAAGUUAAUGAACUCCCUCUGAACUCUGAUGACCCUGGGAAGUACCUCUUCGAGAUCAUACCACGUACCACAGGAGACAGAGAGCGAUGUCCCUAUGUGUUCAUGGCGAACUCCCAGAGCGACAUGGAGGAGUGGGUCCGAACUCUGCGCAGGGUCAUUGGAGUGCCAACAAGCGGAGUGUUUGGAAAGGAUCUCAUGGACACAGUAACGUAUGAGCAACGCUUUGGGCCUCACUUGGUGCCAAUCCUGGUGCAGAAGUGUGUGGAGUUCAUCAAAGAACACGGCCUGAAUGAGGAGGGCAUCUUCCGCCUCCCGGGUCAGGACAAUGCUGUCAAACAGUUCAGAGAUGCCUUUGAUGCAGGAGAGCGGCCCUCCUUCCCCAGUGAUACAGAUGUCCACACGGUGGCGUCGCUGCUCAAGCUGUACCUGCGUGAGCUGCCUGAGCCUGUGGUGCCCUGGACUCAGUACCAGGACUUCCUGGACUGCACCAACCUACUGGACCCGAGCAGCACGGAGGGUUGGGAAAAGCUGGAGAAACAAAUUGCUCUUCUCCCCAGAAUCAACUACAACCUUCUCAGCUACGUCUGCCGGUUUUUGUUUGAGGUGCAGCUGCACUCCAAGGUGAAUAAGAUGAAUGUGGAGAACUUGGCCACAGUGAUGGGGAUCAACCUGCUCAAACCUCAGAUAGAAGACCCCAUCACUGUGAUGAAGGCGACUCCUCAGAUCCAGAAGCUGAUGACAGUGAUGAUCCGACAGCAUGAGACUCUGUUUCCUCUCUCCAAAGACGUGCUUCCCUCCCCUCCCUCCAAAAAGGCUGAAAGCCAGAAGAAUACUCCCCGAAGCUUUGUGGGCUGGGAGUCUGCAGAGAUGGCUGAUGCAUCUCUGUCUGAGUCUCCAGAAGAGGAGGAGGACAAUGACAGUCCAGGUCCAGACAGAGGAAACUGCAGCCCCCAAAACAUGCGUCAGGAGUCCCUCUCACCCUCCGCAGACAGCUGGCAGGAAAGCCCCCGCAAACGCACUCAGACCCUGCCUACCUUCAACUGCCCCCUCACCGGGAUGGCAGCCAAGGCGGACGCCCUGAACCGGUGGAGCUGCAUCCAGGAGAGCGUGGAGGAGAAGAGCGGGACAUUGUCCGAGGACAUUUUUAAGAUCCUGGACCUCCGGAGUUCAGGCUCAUUAUUCAGGGGGUCUCAGAUCAGUAACAAGGAGGGAGAGGAUAGAUUAACGGUCCGGAGAGGAAGCGACAACACAAAUUCUUCUACUGCUGCAUCCCAAACACCUAACAGUGACUCCCGUCCCGUCCCGGUGCUGUCUCAUCAGCGGAGUGCAGGGAGCCUGAUAGUGAGAGGUUCAGCUCAGCAGGUCAACAGCAGGUCUGAGCAGAAGAAAGACAGCCAGCAGCUUGUAGACAGCCUGCAGCAGGAGAACAAGGAGCUGAGGGCCACGGUGGCUGCUCUGGAGAUCUGCCUGAGAAACGCUGAGCGCAGCCGGGACGAGGCCCAGAGACGCAACAUGGAGCUGCAAAAAGACAUUCAGCAGUUCCUCACCACACAGCCACAAUCCCCCACCUAACAGUCAUUUCAGACUCACUAGUAUAUGGAUAUAUGACUUUGUUAGCCUCAACAGAGAUAAUUUCACAUGAACCGGCUAUGGUAAAUGCUGUCGUCCUGUAGUGGAACACUGGAUUGUUUCCAUUUGAGCCCGGUUUGGUCCUCAACAUAAAUUAUUGGCUCAUUUGUGCCUGUGAGGAAGGUCUGUUAAGAAGAGAUCUAAAUGGGCUUUAAUUUCACUAUUCACAUUAAAGACUUUAAGCACAACAGAAGUUUGUUUCUCCCAGCAGCAGGAGUCAUGUCACUGUAUGUGAACUUCCUUGAUCUGUUGAGCUGUUGUACUGGAUGUGCAGGAAAAAGACCCUUUAAUCAGAGGUCAACUGGACUGAAUAUUGUUGACGGUGGCCAGUAUGAAAUGUGUCAUCUAUGGAGUAAAUAGUUUCAUUUCAGUAGUAAAUUAAUAAAGCAGGAAAAAAGUUUUUUUGUUGAUACAUGAAAUAAUCUUACACCACAUGCUGUAUUUAUCGUACCAACACAUAUAUAAAUACCUUUAGUAUUUAUACAUCAUUGCUGUAAAGCAGCGCUGACUGUCUUUCAGGUACAAAUGAAGUGAUUUUUCCCGAGGAAAAAGUAUCAUGAGGCAUUAU